Molecule: messenger RNA, 1947 nt
Organism: Anneissia japonica
Lineage: Eukaryota; Metazoa; Echinodermata; Crinoidea; Comatulida; Comatulidae
Exons: 5
Coding region: 1-1278 (425 amino acids)
Molecular function (GO): signaling receptor binding; endopeptidase activity
Source: RefSeq, a predicted model, not a curated record
AUGCCAGUGCUGUUUGAUCAUAAGGAGUGCUAUGCUCUGAGUGAAGAAAUAACCUUCACUCAAGGUUCAGAGCCUAGCAUCUGGAGAUUGAGGUACUCCUCAUGUGAAACAGCCUCUUCAGGGAGCCAUUAUCGUUUAGUAGGAACUGAAGUUAGAAUUGGUAACGUAUAUACUAAUACGGAAACUGCACAGAAAUGCGGAAAUUCUGUUUCUAACAAACAAGUAGAAACAAGUGCCAUCGUUGAUCUGACUUGUGAUGAGCCGAUUUCAGGGCGAUAUUUAAUGCUAUGGCAUCCCGAUCAAAACGAAUUCUUAAACGUGUGUGAAAUCCGCGUUUACAGUGAAUAUGAACCGGAGAUAAGUGAGUGUAGUCACAGUCAAUCAUAUAGCGACUACCGAGGUCUAGUGUCAAUCACAGAGAACGGUCAUGUGUGUCAAAAAUGGUCAUCACAAUCACCUCAUACUCAUAACUAUGGGCCUUCCAAUGCUGACGAUAACGGUAUAGGGGAUCACAAUCUGUGCCGAAACCCAGACAAUGAGGACCGACCAUGGUGUUAUACCACUGACCCAGACACUCGCUGGGACUAUUGUGAUGUGGCAGAUGUAGGAGCAUCAUGUCCAAUAGAUACGAUAGUAGACGACCUGAACGCUGUUGCGAUUUUUGAACUUAACUGUGACUGUUUGACAUCUUGGUAUGCCUCUGAGAUUCUACUAACUAGGGAAGUAGACGCAACCUGCACAUCUGAUACUGACAACCUACAGCCCGUUAACACACUCAUCUCAGUAGAAAGUAACAGGUUUCAAGACACGAAUGCUUUAACUCUGGCAAUGUACGUUUACCCAAACGGAUCGUCUUCUGGUGAAAUUCUUUCCGCAGGUAGUGGUAACACACGUCUCAGAAUUGAACAAACCUAUUCCAACGGCUACUUGUUUCGUUCAGAAGUCACAGUCUUCUACGGUGAUCAACAGCUAACACGAGCUCAUGUACUUCUGCCGGAGGUUUGGACAUUCUUGGCAAUUACAUUCGACGGUACAAAUAAGAACAUAAAACUUUGGAGGGAUGGAGAGAUCGCCAGUAUAGGAUAUAUUGAUUUCACCAACCUUGACCUUUUUCUAAAUGAAUUCACCGUCAGAGUUGCCAGUGACAGUUUUUAUGCUAAAUUUGCCAUGUUGCAGAUAUACGAUCGUGUAUUGAAUGAAGCAGAAAUGAAAGCAGCGCGAGAUACAGCAUUUGAAAGUAAGACUAGAUUUUUUUUUAGCUCUAAUGAGGAGCUCUAGUAUACCCGGCUUAAUUGAUUAAUAGCUCUUUUUUGUGCUGAUUGCUUAAUAGAUAUUUUUAAUAGAUCUUUUUGUAUGUGGGUGGCCGUAGGGCCAAUAAUUAUUAUCAUAAAUAGCUCGAAUUAAUUAUGAUAAUAAUAUUAUUAGCUCAGAUGAGAAGCUCUUGUUGUUAUUACACAUAAACAGGAGAUAAUUUCCAACAAACUUUCAUGGCCCUUUUUUUAAGUUGGACCCCGGGGUGCCCCAUACACCUACAAAACAAAACUGGAGUUUCAGCAAGGACUUUAAAAUACUGCUAUAUUACCACAAAUAGGACACGUCGCAUGGAUGGCGCCGUCAUUUAACGAUCUAGAACUGAUAUUCCCUAAUCACAACACAAACUUAUUUCCAACACAACUUUAGAUAUACGGGCCCCUCUAUUUGGAACAAUUUACCAAUCCCAAUUACCAAUGCUGUUUCUGUCAGAGCUGUUUCUAAUAAACUGAAAAAAACACAUAAUCUCAUAUUACUAAAUUUUUCUGUGGUUGAAAUUCGUCAUGCUGCUUUUUCUCCCUUAUUUUUUUUUCAGUCCUGCCUAACACAAGGUGUUUUUAUUUUGCAAACAUCUUCUCGGGUCCUGGCCUUCUUCCAAUUUUUGUAUUACUUUGUAUUUGCAAUUUUGUAUUUCCU